CAGAGAGGGAUGGAGGACACUGAAUGGAGGCCAGUGUAGGAAUUGGCAGAGAGGGAUGGAGUACACUGAAUGGAAGCCAGUGGAGGGAUUGGCAGAGAGGGAUGGAGGACACUGAAUGGAGGCCAGUGUAGGAAUUGGCAGAGAGGGAUGGAGUACACUGAAUGGAAGCCAGUGGAGGGAUUGGCAGAGAGGGAUGGAGGACACUGAAUGGAGGCCAGUAGAGGGAUUGGCAGAGAGGGAUGGAGGACACUGAGUGGAGGCCAGUGGAGGGAUUGGCAGAGAGGGAUGGAGGACACUGAAUGGAGGCCAGUGGAGGGAUUGGCAGAGAGGGAAGGCAGCUACAGAACGGUUAACUGUAGAGGGGAUAGCCUGCGAUGAGGUAGGCAACUG
Molecule: messenger RNA, 390 nt
Organism: Staurois parvus
Lineage: Eukaryota; Metazoa; Chordata; Amphibia; Anura; Ranidae
Source: the annotation of a GenBank genome assembly